CCGCGCCCACACUCAAAGACCGAAUAUAGAACCGCAGUUUCAACGCUAUUUUUUUUUCUCUUCUUCCUUUAUAAAUUUUUUUUCCAAAUGGUUAAGAACAAGGGAAAAGGUGGUAAAUCCAGAAGAAGAGGAAAGAACGACACUGAAAACGAUAAGCGUGAACUUGUAUUCAAAGAAGAAGGCCAAGAAUAUGCCCAAGUCGUUAAAAUGUUGGGUAACGGUCGUGUGGAAGCACAAUGCUUUGAUGGUGUGAAACGUUUAGCUCUCAUUCGAGGUAAAUUGAGAAAGAAGGUUUGGAUCAACCAAGGUGAUAUCGUGUUGUUGUCUCUUCGUGAUUUCCAAGACGAAAAGGCCGACGUCAUUCAACGUUAUAAUCCUGACGAAGCUAGACAGUUGAAGGCUUAUGGUGAAUUACCCGAUAAUGCCAAGAUUAACGAAACAGAUGCCAACUUUGGUGGCGAAGAAGACGAUGAAGUCGAAUUUGAUUUUGAUAUUGAUGAGAUUUAAAAUCAAAAAAAAGCGCAUAUAUUCAAGAAGGAAGAACCGGGCCAGUUCAGACCCACACACUUUUUUUUUGUAUUUAGAAUUUUGUUCAAAAAAAAAUAAAAUAUCAACAACACACACACAAACAUGUACAUGCACGCACACAAAAGGGGGGAAAUUCAUGCCUUGGGAG
This is a messenger RNA of Rhizopus microsporus ATCC 52813, 676 nucleotides long. Its product is annotated as nucleic acid-binding protein. Gene Ontology annotation, cellular component: cytoplasm. Gene Ontology annotation, biological process: translational initiation. The transcript is spliced from 4 exons. The record is from RefSeq and is a predicted model, not a curated record. Gene Ontology annotation, molecular function: translation initiation factor activity; RNA binding. The coding region runs from base 88 to 507 and encodes 139 amino acids. NCBI's taxonomy places the organism in Eukaryota, Fungi, Mucoromycota, Mucoromycetes, Mucorales, Rhizopodaceae.